Messenger RNA from Metopolophium dirhodum (rose-grain aphid), 2328 nucleotides. RefSeq lists its product as uncharacterized. Bases 1 to 2328 code for a protein of 775 amino acids. The transcript has a single exon. The record is from RefSeq and is a predicted model, not a curated record. Lineage: Eukaryota; Metazoa; Arthropoda; Insecta; Hemiptera; Aphididae. Gene Ontology annotation, molecular function: DNA helicase activity. Gene Ontology annotation, biological process: DNA repair; telomere maintenance.
AUGUCACAAAAAGGUAGUGAUCACGCAGCGUUUGGUUUAGGAAAAUCUGACCAUACAGAUGAAAUAAAAAUAUAUGAAAGUGGCAGGUAUAUCAGUAGUUCCGAAGCAGCUUGGAAAAUUUUAGGUUUUUAUAUACACGAUAGGUAUCCAGCUAUCAUUCAUCUUGAUGUUCACCUAGAAAAUGGACAACGUGUCUACUUCACAGCAAAUAAUGUUGCCGAAAGAAUAGAAAAUCCACCAACAACAACUCUUCAGGCUUUUUUCCAGAUAUGUCAAACCGAUAAUUUUGCAAGAACAUUGCUUUAUCCACAAGUUGCUUCGUAUUAUGUGUGGAAAAAUAAGAAUUUUGUUAGACGUAAACAAGGCCAGAAUGUCGAAGGUUGGCCAGGAGUUAAGAAAGAUACAGCUUUGGGUAGAGUUUAUACAAUCCACCCAAACAAUGUUGAAUGUUACCAUCUUCGUCUUCUUCUUCAUUACGUAAAAGGUCCAACAUCGUAUUCAUUUUUGAAGAUUGUGAACAAUAUCGAGUAUCCGACAUUCCAGGCCACAUGUAAAGCACUUGGAUUAUUAGAAGAUGACAAUCAGUGGGAUUUUGCUUUAGAAGAAGCAGCAUUAUGUCGUUCACCUAAUAAAAUGCGAGAACUUUUCAGUGUAAUAUUAAUAUUUUGCCAUCCCUCAGAUGCUUCAAGUCUUUGGACUAAGUAUAAGGACGAUUUUUCAGACGAUAUUCGGCGACAAUAUUAUAGACAACAUCUAGAAAAUAAUAUAACAGACAGUGAACUUUAUAAUAAGUGUUUGGUAUUAAUUGAAGACUUUGUUUUGAAUCUAGGUGGAAAUAACUUAAAAGAAUAUGGUUUGCUAACUCCUACAAGAUCUGGUGGACUUUUAGAAAAUAGAGAAUAUUUAAAAGAAACAAGCUAUGAUUUAAAUGCUUUACAGGAAAUUGUUUUGCAGAAUGAACCCUCUUUGACUGAGGAACAGAGGUUUGUUUACAAACAAACUUUAAAUAGUAUCAAAUUAAAUUUAGGAAAAUGUAUAUUUUUAGACGCUCCUGGCGGAACUGGUAAAACUCACUUAAUCAAUAUACUUUUGGCUAAAGUAAGAAGCUCAUAUGGGAUUGCAAUUGCAGCUGCAUCAUCAGGAAUUGCUGCUACGCUUUUACAUGGAGGAAAAACUGCUCAUUCUGCUUUCAAGUUGCCACUCAAUCUGAACACCAUCGAGAUUCCAACGUGCAAUAUUAAUAAACAAUCUAAUAUGGCAAAUGUUCUGAAAAAAUGCAAGCUCAUAGUUUGGGAUGAAAGUCCAAUGUCUCAUAAGAAAGGCUUUGAAGCUUUAAACAACUGUCUGAAGGAUCUAAGAAAUUCAAAUUUAUUAAUGGGAGGAGUCACAGUACUGCUGGCUGGAGACUUUCGACAAACUCUAUCAAUCGUACCCAGAGGAACUCGAGCUAAUGAAAUCGCAGCAUGCAUCAAGUCUUCAUAUUUGUGGCCUAAAAUAGAAAAAUUUUCUUUGACCAAAAAUAUGCGAGUACAUUUAAAAGGAGACAAGACUGCUGAACAGUUUUCUGAGCUACUCUUAAAAAUAGGAGAAAGAAAAUAUCCAGAAUGUGAAGAAAAAAUUACUUUGCCGACAGGAUUAGGUACUGUUGUUAAUACUUUACAAGAACUUACAUACAAAAUAUAUCCUGGCAUCGAAAACCUCAAAGAAAUAUCAAUAGACUGGUUAUGUGAGAGGGCCAUUUUGACAUCAAAAAAUGAUACAGCAGGAGAAAUAAACAAAAUAUUAUUGGGCUCUUUUCAAGCAAAAAAAAUGGAAUACAGAUCGGUGAAUUCGGUGCUGGAAAUAGAUGAUGCAGUUAAUUAUCCCGUAGAAUUUCUCAAUUCACUCAACCCUUCUGGAUUCCCACCACAUUUAUUAACAUUAAAAAUUGGUACUCCUAUAAUGCUUCUAAGAAAUCUUAGCCCACCAAAAUUGUGCAAUGGGACUCGUCUACGUAUUACUGAUCUUCAAAAAAAUCUGAUAGAAGCUCAAAUUAUGACUGGAUUUGCAAAAGGUGAAUCAGUUUUUAUUCCUCGCAUACCAAUGAUACCAUCAGAUUAUCCAUUCCAAUUUAAGAGAAUGCAGUUUCCUGUCAAAGUAUGUUUUGCUAUGACAAUAAAUAAAUCACAAGGACAAACCUUGAAAAUUGCAGGGAUCGAUGUAAGAGAAGAUUGUUUUUCACAUGGGCAAUUUUAUGUGGCAUGCUCCAGAGUCAGUAUGCCCACAAAUUUAGUUAUUUUGGCACCAACAGGAAAAACAUCAAAUGUGGUUUAUAGAGAAAUUUUGUAA